Centruroides sculpturatus (bark scorpion) is the source of this 422-nucleotide messenger RNA. Its product is annotated as glutamate--cysteine ligase regulatory subunit-like. The record is from RefSeq and is a predicted model, not a curated record. The annotation marks the transcript as partial. Gene Ontology annotation, biological process: glutathione biosynthetic process. The transcript is spliced from 3 exons. Lineage: Eukaryota; Metazoa; Arthropoda; Arachnida; Scorpiones; Buthidae. Gene Ontology annotation, molecular function: enzyme regulator activity; glutamate-cysteine ligase catalytic subunit binding. Gene Ontology annotation, cellular component: glutamate-cysteine ligase complex.
CUCUUGCGUCAUCUGUACGAGUGGGCGAAAAUAAAGCCUAGCGUAAAUCAAGUCAACCUAGAAUCCUGUUGCGUGAUGCCUCCGGAGAUGAUUCAAUUUGCUAAAGAGAAUGACAUUCAACUCCUCACACACAGCGAUCCUAAAGAUAUUCUUCCUCACGACAUGAUUCUGAAGAUUUUUAAGGAAACGACGCAUGACAUCGAUCCCAAAUCCUGGGGCAUGCAGUGGAUCACGCGUUAUUCAGUAAUGGUUAAAGGAAGAGGGAUCAUACAGAGCAAAGGAUUCAUACUGUGCUUAUCUAAAAUAACAUGAAAAUGUCCUCACGUAAUUUGUAUAUAUUGAAGCAAUUUAACCAAGAUUCUAAAACUGUAGAUGUUUUCAAUUAAAGUUAUAAAGAUGUAAAUAUAUUAAAUUAUUUAAAA